AUGGCAGUCCAAUCCGAGUUCAUGCGACCCGCAGCUCUCACCAUCAUUAUCCUGCUGACCGCAGUGACACCAUCUUCGCCGUGGGUCGUUCCCCAGCCGAAAAAGAAUGUUUGGAAGACUCUCGCCGACGCCCUCGGCCAAGAUAACAUCUGCCUCACCACCGCAUCAGCAGCAGACCCCUUGUCCACCUGCCUUGCCAUUGUGAAACUGAAGAACUUCAUGACACCAAAUAUCCAUUGUGACACAGCAGGGCAUAAUUGGAACAAAGGCACCACUGUUGACAGUAUGGAAAGUCAUGGAGCCGGGGGCCAUUAUGGCUUUGCUGAACCAGCACAGGCCUUUCAGAAAGUGCUACAUUCUGAAUCAAUGUUCCAGGCUGCAGACACAAGGAAACAUGGCAUGGGGUUUUUCCUGCUCCUGCUGCGUUUGACAUCCUCAGCAGAGGAGAUGAGGAGGUACCACAGGCAAAGGGCAGCUGGGCUUCACCCUUCCAUAGGAACAAGAGCAGAAUGCAGGCCUCAGUUUGCUUUCACCUGGAGGGGCGUGCAGUACACCUGGAACCGACUGCCCCAGGGGUGGAAACGCAGUCCCACUAUCUGCCAUGGACUGAUCCAGGCUGCACUGGAAAAGGGUGAGGCUCCAGAACACCUGCAGUACAUCGAUGACAUCAUUGUGUGGGGGAACACAGCGGCAGAAGUGUUUGAGAAAGGUAAGAGGAUCAUCCAGAUACUGCUAGAAUCUGGCUUUGCCAUCAAGAAGAGCAAAGUCAAGGGACCUGCCCGAGAAAUCCAGUUCCUGGGAGUGAAAUGGCAAGAUGGACGGCGCCAGAUUCCCACUGAGGUCAUCAACAAGAUCACCGCUAUGUCCCCACCAACCAGCAAGAAGGAAACACAAGCUUUCCUAGGUGCCAUAGGUUUUUGGAGGAUGCACAUUCCCGAGUAUAGCCAGAUUGUGAGCCCUCUUUACCUGGUUACCCGCAAAAAGAACGAUUUCCACUGGGGCCCUGAGCAGCAACAAGCCUUCACCCAGAUCAAGCAGGAGAUCGCUCAUGCUGUAGCCCUUGGCCCAGUCAGAACGGGACCAGAAGUCAAAAAUGUGCUCUACUCUGCAGCCGGGAACAAUGGUUUGUCCUGGAGCCUUUGGCAGAAGGUGCCUGGUGAGACUCGAGGUCGACCAUUGGGAUUCUGGAGCCGAAGUUUCAAAGGGUCCGAAGCCAACUACACCCCAACAGAGAAGGAAAUCUUGGCUGCCUAUGAAGGAGUUCAAGCCGCCUCAGAGGUGAUUGGCACGGAAGCACAACUCCUCCUGGCACCCCGACUACCAGUGCUGGGGUGGAUGUUCAAAGGAAAGGUUCCUACUACCCACCACGCCACCGACGCCACAUGGAGCAAAUGGAUUGCCCUCAUCACCCAGCGCGCCCGUAUUGGAAACCUGAAUCGCCCUGGGAUUUUAGAGAUAAUUACGAACUGGCCAGAAGGUGAAAACUUUAGUCUCACUGACGAUGAGGAGCAGGUACAAGCGACAAGAGCUGAAGAAGCUCCACCCUAUAACCAACUACCAGCAGAGGAAACACACUACGCUCUUUUCACUGACGGUUCUUGUCGCAUCGUAGGGAUGAACCGGAAGUGGAAAGCAGCCAUAUGGAGCCCCACACGACAGGUUGCACAAGCUACCGAAGGAGAAGGUGGAUCGAGCCAACUUGCUGAACUCAAGGCCGUUCAGCUGGCCCUGGACAUUGCUGAAAGGGAGAGGUGGCCAAAGCUCUACCUUUAUACUGAUUCAUGGAUGGUAGCCAAUGCUCUAUGGGGCUGGCUGGGAAGGUGGAGAAAAGCCAACUGGCAACGUAAAGGAAAACCAAUCUGGGCUGCUGAUAUAUGGAAAGACAUUGCCUCUCGGGUGGAGAAACUAACGGUGAAAGUCCGUCAUGUAGAUGCCCAUGUCCCCAAAAGUCGGGCUAAUGAGGAACACCGAAACAACGAGCAGGUAGAUCAGGCAGCGAGAAUAGAAGUGUCAAAGAUAGACUUAGAUUGGCACCAUAAGGGGGAGUUGUUCCUGGCUAGAUGGGCUCACGAUGCCUCGGGUCAUCAGGGCAGAGAUGCCACCUACAAGUGGGCACGAGACCGAGGGGUGGAUCUAACCAUGGACAGUAUUUCCCAGGUUAUCCACGACUGUGAGACAUGUGCUGCCAUCAAACAGGCCAAGCGGGUGAAGCCCCUGUGGUAUGGGGGGCGGUGGUCCAAGUACAAGUAUGGGGAGGCCUGGCAGAUUGACUACAUCACACUGCCCCAGACACGCCAAGGCAAGCGCUACGUGCUGACCAUGGUGGAAGCCACCACUGGAUGGCUAGAGAUCUACCCUGUACCUCAUGCCACUGCCCGGAACACCAUCUUAGGCCUGGAAAAGCAAGUCCUAUGGAGACAUGGCACACCUGAAAGGAUUGAAUCUGACAACGGCACCCAUUUCAAGAACGGCCUUAUCAACACCUGGGCCAGAGAACAUGGUAUCGAAUGGAUAUAUCAUAUCCCCUAUCAUGCUCCAGCUGCUGGCAAAGUUGAACGGUGCAACGGACUCCUUAAGACUACCCUGAAGGCACUUGGUGGGGGAACAUUUAGAAACUGGGAAAAUAACCUAGCAAAAGCAACCUGGAUGGUCAACACCCGAGGGUCCAUCAAUCAAGCUGGCCCUGCCCAGUCUGAACCCUUGCACACAAUAGAUGGAGAUAAAGUCCCUGUGGUACAUAUGAAGGGUAUUUUAGGGAAAGCUGUCUGGAUUAAUCCCACCUCAGGCAGAGACAAACCCAUCCGUGGGAUUGUUUUUGCUCAAGGACCUGGUUACACUUGGUGGGUAAUGCAGAAAGAUGGGGAAACCCGUUGUGUACCACAGGGAAACCUGGUCUUAAGUGAAAACUGAGUAUAAGAUUUCAUUGUGACACAGAUGGAAAUAGAAUAAGGGGUGGAUAAUGUCCUGGCUUGUAAAAUAAGCAUGUAUUCUAUUUUGCCAUCUGUUGGGGGUUAGGCAGUUUUUUCUUAUCUCUUUCAAGAACAAUGACACUGCCCGGAAGAUAAUAUCCUGCUAAUGGGCUAUAUAAUGUCCUGGCUUGUAAAAUAAGCAUGUAUUCUUUUUUGCCAUCUGUUGGGGGUUAGGCAGUUUUUCUUAUCUCUUUCAAGAACAAUGACUCUGCCAGGAAGAUAAUGUCCUGCUAAUGGGCUAUUGAAUUACUCAUUGUGGCUGGUAAGAUUAGUUACAUCAUCCCAUUGGGAGAUGCUCCACCCAGAGGGAGGAGCCAAGCAUCCCUGCCACCAUAAAACAAGCAUUUCCGAGACCACAGACAGCCUUCUUCGCUGGAUUUCCGAGAGGAAUCAGGAACCGAGGCCCAGCUGCUCCUUCGCCGCAUUUUCGGAAGGGAUCUACACCCUUCUGCAGAUCGCCGCUCCAGGAGGAGCAGCCACCAUUUGGCUGGACUGCUAUCAGCACCCUGACUUCUCAGGGUGCCAGGUUUUUCUCACUCUGCCAGU
This is a messenger RNA of Passer domesticus (house sparrow), 3515 nucleotides long. RefSeq lists its product as uncharacterized. The record is from RefSeq and is a predicted model, not a curated record. Gene Ontology annotation, molecular function: nucleic acid binding; RNA-DNA hybrid ribonuclease activity. Gene Ontology annotation, biological process: DNA integration. Lineage: Eukaryota; Metazoa; Chordata; Aves; Passeriformes; Passeridae. The transcript has 4 exons. The coding region runs from base 1 to 2910 and encodes 969 amino acids.